This is a messenger RNA of Phycodurus eques (leafy seadragon), 1012 nucleotides long. RefSeq names its product BRICHOS domain containing 5 (gene bricd5). NCBI's taxonomy places the organism in Eukaryota, Metazoa, Chordata, Actinopteri, Syngnathiformes, Syngnathidae. Gene Ontology annotation, biological process: regulation of cell population proliferation. The record is from RefSeq and is a predicted model, not a curated record. Bases 25 to 735 code for a protein of 236 amino acids. The transcript has 6 exons.
AAGGAGCAGACUGAGUGAGGAGCCAUGAUGGGACACAGGAUGGUGAAGUGUUGGAAUCUUCCAGAGGGCACUUUGGAAGGAGGAGGAUGCAUGAACGGAGGCUCCUCGACUUCCCACCACAUCCCCAAAAAAGCCCUCUGUGUCAGCCUCUCAGCUUCCCUGCUCCUGGUAUUCCUGACCCUGGGCUUUACUGGACACCUCGGGGUGCCUCAACAACACUCGCAGUCUACACAGGCUGUGAGAUUCACCGGCCCAGACCCGUCUGGAGUCCUGCUCCUCAAUCAGUUGGCAGCCGUAGACCAGCAGAACGGCCUGGUGACCUUUUCUGUGACCACAGGGGUGAAUCAAACAUCCAAAGUGCUUUUUGACAUCAAACAUGGCUUGAUAUGUUACCGGCCGGUCCACCAGGAGAGCUGCUUCCUGCGGACCAUGGAGACAUCCGACUACGAGAACGUGCACUCUGUACUUCAAGCAUCAGUAAACAAGCAAAGUCAGUUCCAGCUGUCUGCGAACGAGACCCAGAGGCACACAGAGUUCUUGGGGGUCCUGGCUGCUAGUCAGGUAGAUGUCUCUGCCUUGGAGGAGCCUCUGAAGCUUCUCUGUCAGGAUAGGCCCAUCUACUGGACCAAGAGGGCUGAAGGCCCGGGAAAACAGAGGCUGGUCUAUUUCUGCAUAGACAUCUGCUUUCCCAACAACAUCUGUGUUUCUGUGUGCUUUUACUACCUACCAGAGUAACUCAAUCCUUACCAAUCAUCUCAGAAAAGGAGGGGAAACUUUUUUUUUUUUUUAAAGUACUGUCAACAAGAUUGGGCCAAUGCUGUCAGUACUUUUGAGAGGUAAGAGAUCGGCAAAAUCCCCGUAUACAUGCAUAGACUCCUUCCUGGUGGCGCCCACUCCCCACAUGUACCAGCAACCAGUGUUAUGUCAUUGUUGUUCAAUAAAAAAUAAAAACUGGGGUUCUUGCCACUUUGUUAUGGAUUAACUUAAUAACACAGUACUGAAAGACCGCAAC